Molecule: messenger RNA, 1409 nt
Organism: Meloidogyne enterolobii
Lineage: Eukaryota; Metazoa; Nematoda; Chromadorea; Rhabditida; Meloidogynidae
Source: the annotation of a GenBank genome assembly
UCUAAAUUUGGUAUUUCUGUAUUUCAUUUAUUGUAGUAAAAGGAUGAAUCAAAAUAAGAGAUUACAGUAUUCACAAGAUGUGCACACAGUUAGGGCAGCAACGCCUACUUCCGGAACGGAAAGAAAUAUAGGCAUACUUGCAAUAUGCAGACUCCAAAGUUAUUGGAAAUGGGUCUUUUGGAGUUGUUUAUCGAGCUAAUUUGGUUCAUUCAAAUGAAGAUGUUGCAAUUAAAAAAGUUUUACAAGACAAACGGUUUAAGAAUCGAGAACUUCAAAUUAUGAGAAAACUAGACCAUCGAAAUGUUGUCAAAUUAAAAUAUUUUUUCUAUUCUGCCGGUGACAAGAAAGAAGAAGUUUAUUUAAAUUUAAUUUUGGAGUAUGUACCUGAAACUGUUUAUAGAGUUGCUCGUCAUUAUGCCAAACAAAGGCAGAUAAUUCCAAUUCUUUACAAUAAAGUUUAUAUGUACCAACUAUUUCGUGCUCUAGGAUAUAUCCACAGCAUUGGUAUUUGCCAUCGUGAUAUAAAACCUCAAAAUUUACUUUUGAAUGCUCAGACUUCUGUUUUAAAGCUUUGUGAUUUUGGAUCAGCCAAAAUGCUUGUUCCAGGAGAACCAAAUGUUGCUUAUAUAUGUUCUCGUUAUUAUCGUGCUCCAGAAUUAAUUUUUGGAGCGACUGACUACACAACAAAAAUUGACGUUUGGUCAGCAGGCACUGUUUUGGCCGAACUUCUUUUGGGGCAGCCUUUCUUCCCUGGCGAUUCUGGAGUUGACCAGCUUGUAGAAAUAAUUAAAGUAUUGGGAACACCUUCGCGUGAUGAAAUUGAACAAAUGAAUCCAAAUUAUACAGAAUUUCGUUUUCCAAUGAUUCGAGCUCAUCCUUGGUCGAGGGUUUUCCGUGCACGUACACCCGCAGACGCAAUCGAUCUAGUCUCGAAAUUGUUGAAAUACACUCCUGAUGCUCGUUUGAGCCCGUUCGAAGCACUAGCUCACGAGUUUUUCGAUGAAUUGCGGCUGCCGAAUUGUAAGUUGCCCUCUUCUAAUCCAAUGCCACCAUUGUUUGAUUUCUCCGAUGCUGAAUUGGCUAUUGAUCCGCAACUUCAGGAUAAGCUUUUCCCCAAAUAUGCAGCACAGCAACAAGUUUGUAGUACACCAAGUUUGGCAACUGGCUCAAUGGAGAAUUUUACCGGGGGCGGUAACCACAAAGUAGAGCCAGAAGCAAAAGGAGAAAUGUCUUCAACUUCAGAACACCAAGAGAGAGUAUCAACAGAAUUAGAUAACAGAAAAAAAUCUUCCUCAACGCCAGGAGGAGGUUUGGAAGCUGUAAAUACAGCCACAUCUUCUGUUAUCAAUACAAGUUCUGUUGCGAAUACUUCAGAUUAUGUUACAUCUUCUGCUCCAUUGCAAGGAUAA